AUGGGCCAUGGCUGCAACUCCGGCAGCUGUGUCGCCUUGACCCAACCGUACUAUCCCCCCGAGGCAGACUGCUGGGAGUACAAAGUUCCCGUCACCGUUACCUCGGAGAACCUCGUGUUUAACUUCCCCGACUGGAAGGAUGACUAUGCCCUGCAGGAUUUCCUCACAGCAGUCACCACUCGAGCCAGCGCUGGUUACCCAAGCCCUGUCAUAGGAACCAAGAACGAGACUGCUUCUUAUACUCUUGCGGCGUCCUUCUGCACCCCCAAGUCGGCAAAUAAGAAGAAGACUGUGAUUCUCGCCACUCAUGGCAUUGGGCAGCCUCGAAGCCACUGGAACUCUGCCUAUCAGCCUGACCAGUACAACUUUGUUCAACACGCCAUCAAGAACGGAUACUCGGUUUGGUUCUACGAUCGCCUUGGCACCGGCGAGUCUGAGAAAGUCUCCGGGUUCACCAACCAGCUUCGCGUGCAAAAGGCGAUUCUCAUCGAGCUUACCAAAAUAGUCAAGUCCGGCAAGUUUACCGGAUCAUUUGGUAAGCCGGACAAGCUGGUCGUCAUGGGCUUCUCCUUUGGCUCGUUCAUCACGCAUUUUGCCGUGGCAGAGAAUCCAUCCAUCGCAGACGCUGCAGUACUGACAGGCAUCAACUACAACACUACCGGAGUCAAUGCAAAUGGAUUGGUUCGCUCAUUUGUGCCUCGUGUCGCCUCGCUUCAGAACCCAAGGCUGUUUGGCACGCUUGACCCUGGGUACUUGACCUGGGUGGAUGCGAUUGCACAAAUCAACACCUACUUCAAGUACCCGUUCUAUGACCUGCCUACUGCGUCUUAUGGCGAGGAGUACAAGCAACCAUUUGCGAUUGGCGAGUUUCUCACAAUUACUGAUGGCGAGUUCGAUGCAAGCAGCUUCAAGGGUGCUGCUCUGGCAAUCACCGGAAAGAAUGACUACAUCGUCUGCGACGGAGAGUGCGAGGGCAUCUUUGAGGAGCCGGCGCGAACAAUCUGGAGAAACGCCAAGUUUACGCCGUACCUGCACCCGAAUUCGAGCCACAACUUUAAUUUCCACCGAAACGCCACUGGUGCGUAUGGGGUCAUCACCAACUUCUUGAAGUCCAACGGGCUGUGA
This is a messenger RNA of Ilyonectria robusta, 1125 nucleotides long. Its product is annotated as Alpha/Beta hydrolase protein. Bases 1 to 1125 code for a protein of 374 amino acids. Lineage: Eukaryota; Fungi; Ascomycota; Sordariomycetes; Hypocreales; Nectriaceae. The transcript is spliced from 4 exons. The record is from RefSeq and is a predicted model, not a curated record.